This is a messenger RNA of Gavialis gangeticus (Gharial), 1020 nucleotides long. RefSeq names its product unc-50 inner nuclear membrane RNA binding protein (gene UNC50). The record is from RefSeq and is a predicted model, not a curated record. The transcript is spliced from 6 exons. Lineage: Eukaryota; Metazoa; Chordata; Crocodylia; Gavialidae. Bases 80 to 853 code for a protein of 257 amino acids. Gene Ontology annotation, cellular component: Golgi membrane.
AACUGGGCCUUGCCGGCACGUGACGGAGAAGCGCGCCUCUGCAACGUUGCCGGAAGCCGGGGGCCGCGGCGACGGCAGGAUGCUGCCCACCGCACAGGUGGCGGGCAGUGGCGGAGAGGCGAUGGCAGCGCGGGAGGCGGCACGGCACACAGCAGGCGCCAAGCGCUACAAGUACCUGCGGCGGCUGCUACACGCGCGGCAUAUGGACUUCGAGUUUGCACUGUGGCAGAUGCUGUACCUGUUUACCGCGCCGCAGCGCGUCUACCGCAACUUCCACUACCGCAAGCAGACCAAGGACCAGUGGGCGCGUGAUGACCCUGCCUUCCUCGUACUGCUCAGCAUCUGGCUCUGUGUAUCCACAAUAGGAUUUGGAUUUGUGCUGGACAUGGGAUUUUUUGAAACGAUAAAGCUACUCCUCUGGGUUGUGUUCAUAGACUGUGUAGGAGUUGGCCUCCUAAUAGCAACUCUAAUGUGGUUUAUUUCCAAUAAAUACUUGGUGAAGCGACAGAGCAGAGACUGUGAUGUGGAGUGGGGCUAUGCUUUUGAUGUUCAUCUGAAUGCUUUCUAUCCACUCCUAGUCAUUUUGCAUUUUAUCCAGUUGUUUUUCAUCAAUUAUGUUAUUAUAUCAAACUCUUUCAUUGGAUAUUUUGUUGGGAACACGUUAUGGUUGAUUGCAAUUGGCUAUUAUAUCUAUGUAACAUUCCUAGGAUAUAGUGCACUGCCAUUUUUGAAGAACACAGUUAUCCUUUUAUAUCCAUUUGCACUUCUCAUCCUGCUCUAUGUGCUCUCCUUAGCAUUGGGAUGGAACUUCACCAAGACACUUUGUUCUUUCUACAAGUACAGAGUGAAAUAAAAACAGGACUUUGUCUGCUGUGUAGUCAGUCUUAAUCUUGGCUGUCUUGACAGGAAAAAGUUAAGACUUUUUUUUGUAAAUGGUUGUAAAUUUCUCUUUAUUGUAGAUAAUUGUGUAAAAAAACAAUGUGUCAAUUUUUAAUAAGAUUAAAAUAUUUACAACAGUAA